UUGCUGUUGACCCGUAGUGAAACUCGCGCGGUGUCAGCACUUCUGAUCCCGAUAUAAACCGACGCCUCCCUGCCUCUCGCCCUCUUCCGUCUGCCAAACCGUUUCCCAGAACCAAACAACGACCACUGCCCCCCCUUCCAGAACAGAACAGAACAGAACAGAACAAAAUGACCACCGCUGCUCAGCCCAUUUUCUCAAAGGGAGAGGACUGCAAGGCCUCCUGGCACGACGCUAGCGCCGGAUACAAUGCAGCCGAUACCCACCUGGAGAUCAUGGGCAAACCCGUGAUGGAGCGCUGGGAGACCCCGUACAUGCACUCCCUGGCGGCCGUUGCAGCCUCAAAAGGCGGUCGGGUUCUGGAGAUCGGUUUCGGCAUGGCCAUCGCCGCCACCAAACUUGAGUCUUUCCCCAUCGAGGAGCACUGGAUCAUCGAGUGUAACGACGGUGUCUUCGCCAAACUGGAGAACUGGGCAAAGUCGCAGCCCCAUAAGAUUGUCCCUCUGAAGGGUCUCUGGGAAAACGUUGUUGCCACCCUGCCAGACAACCACUUUGAUGGUAUCCUGUAUGACACAUACCCUCUGUCAGAGGAGACGUGGCACACUCACCAGUUUGACUUCAUCAAGGGUCACGCUCACAGGCUGCUGAAACCCGGCGGUGUCCUCACCUACUGCAACCUGACCUCCUGGGGCGAGCUGCUCAAGACCAAAUACGACAACAUAGAGAAGAUGUUUGAGGAGACCCAGGUGCCUCAUCUGCUCCAAGCUGGCUUCAAGAAGGAGAAGAUUAGCACCACCACCAUGGACAUUGGACCACCCACUGAAUGCAAAUACUAUUCCUUCAAUAAGAUGAUCACUCCCACCAUCCUCAAAGAGUAAAGUCUGAAGAAACUGCUGUAACCUUUUUUUUUUUUUUUUUACUCUAAUGUGCCUUCUCACCUGACCCUCCUGACUUCACUCUGUGUAUUUCAUCAUCUGCCAUCUUUCAAUAAACCCGAGCCCAUCCCAACUCAGUU
Messenger RNA from Xiphias gladius (swordfish), 1012 nucleotides. RefSeq names its product guanidinoacetate N-methyltransferase (gene gamt). Gene Ontology annotation, molecular function: guanidinoacetate N-methyltransferase activity. The record is from RefSeq and is a predicted model, not a curated record. Gene Ontology annotation, cellular component: cytoplasm; nucleus. The transcript has 6 exons. Lineage: Eukaryota; Metazoa; Chordata; Actinopteri; Istiophoriformes; Xiphiidae. The coding region runs from base 168 to 875 and encodes 235 amino acids. Gene Ontology annotation, biological process: creatine biosynthetic process.